CGCUCCCAGCGAGUCAUGUCAAGAGAAGCAAACAUGAGCAAGUGAGCAGGGAAAACAACCUGUUGAUCCAAAUUCGAGCUGGAACCUGUUAAGAAAUGAGAGCCGUCCUGGUCUGGAAAGAAACAACACGUCAGCAUUGUGUUUACGACCUUGCCUUCAAGCCAGAUGGCACCCAACUAGUAGUGGCAGCAGGCCUCCAUGUUCUGGUUUAUGACACAACAGACGGAACAAUUAUUCAGCCUUUAAAAGGACACAAAGAUGUAGUCUACUGUGUUGCUUAUGCCAAGGAUGGAAAAAGAUUUGCCUCUGGCUCGGCUGACAAGAGCAUAAUAAUAUGGACAUCUAAACUGGAGGGUAUUUUAAAGUACACACACUACGAUUCCAUCCAGUGUGUUGCCUACAACCCAGUUACUCACCAACUCGCAUCCUGUUCCUCGGGGGACUUUGGCCUUUGGUCGCCAGAGCAAAAGUCGGUGAACAAACACAAAGUGAGCAGCAAAAUAACAUGUUGCGGGUGGACCAACGAUGGGCAAUACCUUGCUCUCGGUAUGAUGAAUGGAGUGGUGAGCAUUCGGAACAAGAACGGUGAGGAAAAAGUCAAGAUAGACCGCUCGGGAAGCUCGUCCGCUCCAGUCUGGUCCAUCGCUUGGAACCCCUCCAAGGAUGAGCAACAUGACAUUCUGGCCGUGGCUGACUGGGGUCAGAAGCUUUCCUUCUAUCAACUCAGUGGAAAGCAGAUUGGAAAGGACAGGACUCUGUCCUACGACCCGUGCUGCGUCAGUUACUUCUCCAAGGGCGAGUACAUUGUCAUGGGCGGCUCUGACAAGCAGGCGUCCCUCUACACCAAAGACGGCGUGCGACUGGGCGUCAUUGGAGAGCAGAAUUCCAGGGUGUGCACCUGCCGGGUCAAGCCUGACUCCAAUUUUAUGGUGAUGGGUUGCCAAGAUGGGACUAUCGCCUGCUACCAGCUCAACUUCAGUACAGUUCACGGCCUCUACAAGGAUCGCUAUGCUUAUCGAGACAACAUGACUGAUGUCAUCGUCCAGCACCUCAUCACCGAAGGAAAAGUGAGGAUUAAGUGCGGUGAGCUGGUGAAGAAAAUCGCCAUCUACAAAAACCGCCUGGCCAUCCAGCUUCCCGAGAAGAUCAUCAUCUACGAGCUUUUCUCCGACGACUCUGCGGACAUGCGCUAUCGCAUCAAAGAGAAAAUCUGCAAGAAGUUUGAAUGCAACUUGCUGGUGGUCUGCUCCAAUCACAUUGUCCUGUGUCAGGAGAAGAGGCUUCAGUGUCUGUCCUUCUCCAGCGUCAAAGAAAAAGAAUGGCUCAUGGAGUCGCUCAUUCGCUACAUCAAAGUGAUCGGCGGGCCGCCCGGCCGAGAAGGCCUUCUGGUGGGCUUAAAAAACGGAGCUAUCUUAAAGAUUUUUGUGGACAACCCAUUUCCCAUCACACUACUGAAGUUGUCAACGUCAGUGCGAUGCCUGGACAUGAGCGCCUCGCGAAAAAAGCUGGCCGUGGUGGACGAACAUAAUACUCUCCUCGUCUACGACAUUAUCAGCAAAGAACUGCUUUUUCAGGAGCCUAACGCUAACAGUGUGGCCUGGAACACUCAGUGUGAGGCGAUGCUGUGCUUCUCCGGCAACGGCUACCUUAACAUCAAGGCCAGCAACUUCCCCGUACACCAGCAGAAGAUGCAAGGCUUCAUGGUGGGCUUCAAUGGCUCCAAAAUCUUCUGUCUCCACGUCUAUUCUAUGUCCGCCGUGGAGGUCCCUCAGUCUGCACCCAUGUACCAGUACCUGGAGAGGAAGAUGUUUAAGGAGGCCCACCAAAUCGCCUGUUUAGGUGUGACAGACAGCGAUUGGAGAGAUUUGGCCACAGAAGCUCUGGAGGGCCUUGAUUUUGACAUUGCCAAGAAGGCCUUCAUUAGAAUACAAGACCUACGCUACCUGGAGCUCAUCAACAGUAUUGAGGCGAGGAAGAUGAGGGGCGAGAACGACAACGACCUGUUCCUGGCCGACAUCUACGCCUACCAGGGGAAAUUCCACGAGGCGGCCAAACUCUACAAGCGGAGCGGUCAGGAACCCAAAGCUUUGGGCAUGUACACUGACCUGCGCAUGUUCGACUAUGCCAAGGAUUAUGUCGGGGCGGCAGACCCAAAGACGUCGCGCAUCCUGAUGGCCAAGCAGGCCGACUGGGCCAAGUGCAGCAAGGAGCCUCAAGCGGCGGCAGAGAUGUACAUCUCAGCCGGAGAGAAUCUCAAAGCCAUUGAUGUUUUAGGAGAGCAUGGCUGGGCAGACAUGCUGAUAGACUUGGCUCGUAAGCUGGACAAAGCUGAGCGAGAACCACUGGCAAAAUGCGCUUUCUAUUUUAAGAAGCUGAAGCACCACGGCUAUGCCUCGGAGACUUAUUCCAAGAUGGGGGACUUGCAGGCCCUGGUGCAGCUACACGUGGAAACGCAGCACUGGGACGAGGCCUUCUCACUGGCAGAGAAGCAUCCCCAGUUUAAAAAUGACGUCUUUGUGCCUUACGCUCAGUGGUUGGCUGAGAACGACCGAUUCGAGGAAGCGCAAAAAGCAUUUCACAAGGCCGGGCGACAGAACGAAGCUGUCAGAGUGUUGGAGCAGCUUACCCAGAACGCAGUUGUGGAGAGGAGGUUCGAUGAUGCCGGCUAUUAUUACUGGAUGCUCUCCAUGCAGUGUCUUGACAUUGCCAGAGAAAAUGAAGAUCAGCGAGAGGAAAUGCUGAAAAAGUUUGAACAUUUCCAGACUCUUGCAGAGCUCUACCAUGUCUACCACCCUAUUCAGCGCUACACGGAUGAGCCCUUCAGUUCCCUCAUGCCAGAGACGCUGUUCAAUAUCUGCAGGUUCCUCCUGAGCAACCUCCCCAAGGACAACCCACCACCGGGUAUCUUUAAAAUUAAUACCUUGUACGCUUUAGCCAAGCAAAGUCGAAAACUGGGCGCCUAUAAGUUGGCCAGGCUUUGCUACGAGAAGCUCCAGAAGCUGUACAUUCCGUCUCGCUUUCAGGAGUGCAUAGAGCUGGACAGCCUCACCAUUCGGGCCAAACCUUUCCACGACAGCGAGGAACUGACGGAAGCCCUGAUGUGUUACCGCUGCUCCAACAAACCGCUGUUGAACAACCAGGGGACAGCGUGCCUCAACUGCAAGCAGCCUUUUAUUUAUUCAGCCUCGUCGUAUGAGGUGCUGCCGCUGGUGCAGUUCUACUUGGAGGAAGGCAUCAGCGAUGAGGAAGCUGUGUCUCUUAUCGACCUGGAAGUUCCUCACACGGAGCAGACGGAUGCGCACUGGCAGCAUAUGGACAACGAUGCGCAGGUGUUAAAGAUGGAUGACGGUUUGGAUGAUGCCGAGGAAGACCCGUUCACACCCAAAAUGAUCUUUGAGCAGGGCGGCUCCAACUUUGUCCCCGUCAAGGUGAAUCGCUCUGUGCUGCGCUCCAUGAGCAGGAGGGACGUCCUGAUCAAGCGCUGGCCGGCGCCGCUCAAAUGGGAGUACUUCCGCUCGCUGCUUCCUGACGUCAGCAUCACCAUGUGUCCCACCUGCUUUAAGAUGUUCCACAGCGAAGACUACGAGCUUCUGGUGCUUCAGCACAACUGCUGUCCGUUCUGUCGCAGGCCCAUCGACGAACCAAACUGAUGGACGGGCUUCACGAUAUCAGCUGUUUGUCUCAACGUCGCCACCAUGGUGUCAUCAGAUAUGUAUUUUAUUUGCUGUAUAUUGCUUCACAUUCAUGGAGGAUGACCACCUGUCGAUUUCUACUGAGCGCUUAACUAGCCGCUUUUGGGUUGCGAUGAAUUUCAAAUUUAAAUCCCUGUGGAUUGUGUCACUUUAAAAGAGUCGCCUAAAAGAUGGCACAUUUCUUUUUCUUUUUUUACUUCUAUUUGUCAGACCUGCAAAUCCGCAUGUUUGUAUUCUCAAACUGUAGUAUAUGUUUUUAAAAUAUUAGUAUGUCAUUUGUUUUUUAGUCAUGAGAACUUAUUUUUAUACUCUUAUCAAUAAACAACAGUUUGCAAAAAGAGA
Molecule: messenger RNA, 4034 nt
Organism: Syngnathus acus (greater pipefish)
Lineage: Eukaryota; Metazoa; Chordata; Actinopteri; Syngnathiformes; Syngnathidae
Gene: ift122
Product: intraflagellar transport 122 homolog (Chlamydomonas)
Exons: 29
Coding region: 96-3650 (1184 amino acids)
Biological process (GO): non-motile cilium assembly; protein localization to cilium; intraciliary retrograde transport
Cellular component (GO): non-motile cilium; intraciliary transport particle A
Molecular function (GO): protein binding
Source: RefSeq, a predicted model, not a curated record